This is a messenger RNA of Homo sapiens (human), 3706 nucleotides long. RefSeq names its product CHRNA7 (exons 5-10) and FAM7A (exons A-E) fusion (gene CHRFAM7A). The record is from RefSeq and is a predicted model, not a curated record. Gene Ontology annotation, biological process: monoatomic ion transport; chemical synaptic transmission, postsynaptic; regulation of postsynaptic membrane potential. The transcript has 11 exons. Gene Ontology annotation, molecular function: extracellular ligand-gated monoatomic ion channel activity; transmembrane signaling receptor activity; monoatomic ion channel activity. Bases 1014 to 1979 code for a protein of 321 amino acids. Gene Ontology annotation, cellular component: membrane; postsynaptic membrane. Lineage: Eukaryota; Metazoa; Chordata; Mammalia; Primates; Hominidae.
AGCCCUUUCCCAGGCGGUAGCGGGGGCAGUGGUGCUGUUGCCCUUUUAAACUGCGGCUUGACGGGAGCCGCGCCUCCUGUCGGUGGAGUCGGUUAUAAAGGGAGCAGCCCCGCAGGCCGCCACAUAGCUCCCGCCAAGUCCUCGGUGCCCCUUGCCAUUUUCCAGCCGCGCUCCCACGAGGGUCACGGCGGCGGGGAGAGGUGGAGCCGCGAGAGCUCGGCCGGGGGCCCCGCCUGGUGGUCGCGGCCAUGACAGCGGCUCGGGACAGGCUCCUUUUCCGCGCCCCUCCCGCCGGAGGUGAGGGGAAGAUGUCCAUGUCCGGGUUCAAGGCCAAACCGAAGUUACUGGCCUCUAUCUUCCAGGAGAACCAGGAGCCACAGCCGCGGCUCACGCCCCACCGCAACAUUAAGAUUACAAGUGGACACCUGAGUCAGCAGGACCUGGAAUCCCAGAUGAGAGAGCUUAUCUACACGACUCAGAUCUUGUUGUCACCCCCAUUAUUGACAAUCCAAAGGUGCAGAAAGCACUCUGACAAAUAAUGAAACAACCACCAUCGGUUAAAUUUGAUGCAAAAAUAUUGCAUCUACCAGCAUUUUCAGUUAUAAUUUCUGAAAGACCAAGAUUGGAAUGACUUUUUGUAACAAGUGUGCUCGCAGAUCGACUCCAGUGAGAAGAGCUCGGGGACCUCCUGAGCCAAGCUUAAUCUCCUUUGCUGUUUGUGAGUGGUGGCUGGUCACCAGGAGGUGGCCACCAGGCUCCUCCUUUCCCCGCUGUUCCAAUUGCUAAUCCAGCAUUUGUGGAUAGCUGCAAACUGCGAUAUUGCUGAUGAGCGCUUUGACGCCACAUUCCACACUAACGUGUUGGUGAAUUCUUCUGGGCAUUGCCAGUACCUGCCUCCAGGCAUAUUCAAGAGUUCCUGCUACAUCGAUGUACGCUGGUUUCCCUUUGAUGUGCAGCACUGCAAACUGAAGUUUGGGUCCUGGUCUUACGGAGGCUGGUCCUUGGAUCUGCAGAUGCAGGAGGCAGAUAUCAGUGGCUAUAUCCCCAAUGGAGAAUGGGACCUAGUGGGAAUCCCCGGCAAGAGGAGUGAAAGGUUCUAUGAGUGCUGCAAAGAGCCCUACCCUGAUGUCACCUUCACAGUGACCAUGCGCCGCAGGACGCUCUACUAUGGCCUCAACCUGCUGAUCCCCUGUGUGCUCAUCUCCGCCCUCGCCCUGCUGGUGUUCCUGCUUCCUGCAGAUUCCGGGGAGAAGAUUUCCCUGGGGAUAACAGUCUUACUCUCUCUUACCGUCUUCAUGCUGCUCGUGGCUGAGAUCAUGCCCGCAACAUCCGAUUCGGUACCAUUGAUAGCCCAGUACUUCGCCAGCACCAUGAUCAUCGUGGGCCUCUCGGUGGUGGUGACGGUGAUCGUGCUGCAGUACCACCACCACGACCCCGACGGGGGCAAGAUGCCCAAGUGGACCAGAGUCAUCCUUCUGAACUGGUGCGCGUGGUUCCUGCGAAUGAAGAGGCCCGGGGAGGACAAGGUGCGCCCGGCCUGCCAGCACAAGCAGCGGCGCUGCAGCCUGGCCAGUGUGGAGAUGAGUGCCGUGGCGCCGCCGCCCGCCAGCAACGGGAACCUGCUGUACAUCGGCUUCCGCGGCCUGGACGGCGUGCACUGUGUCCCGACCCCCGACUCUGGGGUAGUGUGUGGCCGCAUGGCCUGCUCCCCCACGCACGAUGAGCACCUCCUGCACGGCGGGCAACCCCCCGAGGGGGACCCGGACUUGGCCAAGAUCCUGGAGGAGGUCCGCUACAUUGCCAACCGCUUCCGCUGCCAGGACGAAAGCGAGGCGGUCUGCAGCGAGUGGAAGUUCGCCGCCUGUGUGGUGGACCGCCUGUGCCUCAUGGCCUUCUCGGUCUUCACCAUCAUCUGCACCAUCGGCAUCCUGAUGUCGGCUCCCAACUUCGUGGAGGCCGUGUCCAAAGACUUUGCGUAACCACGCCUGGUUCUGUACAUGUGGAAAACUCACAGAUGGGCAAGGCCUUUGGCUUGGCGAGAUUUGGGGGUGCUAAUCCAGGACAGCAUUACACGCCACAACUCCAGUGUUCCCUUCUGGCUGUCAGUCGUGUUGCUUACGGUUUCUUUGUUACUUUAGGUAGUAGAAUCUCAGCACUUUGUUUCAUAUUCUCAGAUGGGCUGAUAGAUAUCCUUGGCACAUCCGUACCAUCGGUCAGCAGGGCCACUGAGUAGUCAUUUUGCCCAUUAGCCCACUGCCUGGAAAGCCCUUCGGAGAGCUCCCCAUGGCUCCUCACCACCGAGACAGUUGGUUUUGCAUGUCUGCAUGAAGGUCUACCUGAAAAUUCAACAUUUGCUUUUUGCUUGUGUACAAACCCAGAUUGAAGCUAAAAUAAACCAGACUCACUAAAUCCUUUCCAAUAAUUGACUGGUGGAAGGAAAACAAAAAACAAAAACUAAAAACCUCUUAGCUUUUCUGCAAUUCAACUUUUUAUUUUUAUUUUUAUUUCUAUCAAAGACGGUAGAGAGAAACAGCUUGAUGCUGUUUCUACAUCAAAAAAAAAAAAAAAAAAGACAGACUGUUGGUCUUACUAAGGAUGUUUUUACCAGCCUGCCUGACUUCUGCAAACCUACCCUGUCAAGGAGAUCAAAGGGACGCAGGUUUCUGUUUAUUCUGAACAAGGGCCAGGCCCCGCGGAGUGUCUUUGGUGGAUCCCAGAUAACUCCUAGGUGCUGCUCUCAGACACUGAGGAGUUGAGCAAAUCUGUUCUAUUCUGCAGAACCCAUAGGACAAAUAAGAGUUCUACUAGAAUUAACAGCCCAAAAGAAUAGCUACAGCUAAGUGAAGCCACUUACGUGGGCUUUAAAAAAAUAAUGUGUUAGCUGAUUCACAUGCACUGGAGUUAAUUAGUCUUAGAAAUGUGUGCAUCCAUACAAAUGCACAACAUAAAGUGAACAUAUUCCUAGGCCCUUUCUGCCUGUGUCAGGGCCAGGAAGUAGAGGCUGGGAACUCUUCUGGUCCCCAGUAUGGCAGGCGCCAGGGAGGGGAUGGUGUGGCCCAUCCCUUCUCUGGAUACCUGGCCAGUGGCAGGCAGCAGGGAGGAGCUGGCCGACCCUCAGUGACUGACAAGCCAGCAAUUCUGAGUUCUGGCCUUUGGGAGUCUGCCUGCUCCAAGCCAGUCCACCCCAGCUGCAGCCCCAAAAGCUGGCUCAAAGUCCUUGGGUGGAUUCACUGGAGAUGGGCAACUUAAAACAAGAGAAACUUUAAUUUUUAAACCUAAGUGAUGAUACAGCUCUUCCCUUAGAUUAUCGCCCAGGCUGGAGUGCAGUGGCAUGAUCUCAGCUCACUGCAAGCUCCACCUCCUGGGUUCAUGCCAUUCUCCUGCCUCAGCCUCCCCCCGAGUAACUGGGAAUACAGGCGCCCGCCACCAUGCCUGGCUAAUUUUUUGUAUUUUUAGUAGAGAUAGGGUUUCAUCAUGUUAGCCAGGAUGGUCUCAUUCUUAUUCUUUAAUGAGAUCAGAGGGUAAUUCACCAAGAAAGACCUCUCCUGUUCCAUUGUGUCAUCCAACAACUGCUCAGAGCUCAAAAUUAUAGAAGGCUUCUGAGCCCCUAGAGAUUUUUAAUUUGCUUCUAAUCCCUGAGGUGGGAACAUCAUGAGGGAAGAUUUGAUUUUCAGAGUUAAAUAAAUUGUAUGUGCUUUUCCAGCCA